This is a messenger RNA of Cylicostephanus goldi, 393 nucleotides long. The record is from the annotation of a GenBank genome assembly. NCBI's taxonomy places the organism in Eukaryota, Metazoa, Nematoda, Chromadorea, Rhabditida, Strongylidae.
AUGAUCCGACUUAGCUUAUAUAUUUUUCAGCAAGAAGCAGGUCGCCAUGGAGUUUACCAUGGCACCUUCAAAGUUCUUGAUUCACCCAAAGAUACAUUUCUAAGCACAACUGGCUGGGGUAAAGGUGUCGCUAUACUCAAUGGGAACAACCUGGGAAGAUUUUGGGCUACGCAAGGACCGCAGAUUACCCUGUAUGUGCCGGCUGCUUUCCUACGAGUUGGAGACAACUCGUUGCUAAUAAUGGAGCUCGAAGGAUCAAAAAACUGCUCUAAGGGAAGCUGCUUGGUAUCAUUCGUGGAUCGACCUAUUUAUGUCUGGAGGAACAUUAUAAGCAACGUUGAUUUCUUCGAGAGUCCACGACGUCAGCUGUAUAAACAGAGACAAGAAUUGUAA